AUGGGCGAGCGAAAAGGACAAAACUUUUACUAUCCGCCCGAUUUCAACUACAAAACGCACAAAUCGCUGAAUGGAUACCAUGGAACACAUGCGCUUCGCGAGAGAGCCAAAAAAAUUGAUCAAGGCAUUCUGGUCAUCAGGUAAAUUUGGAAAACAUUGAAAAAAAGUGCAAAAAAAAAUGUGCGUGGUUUCAGAUUCGAGAUGCCGUUCAACAUCUGGUGUCUGGGAUGCCACAACCACGUGGGAAUGGGCGUGCGGUACAAUGCGGAGAAGAAGAAGUGCGGAAUGUACUACACGACGCCGUUGUACGAGUUUCGCAUGAAAUGUCACCUUUGCGACAAUUACUACGUGAUUCGCACUGAUCCAAAGGUACUGGGGCCCAAAUUUCCUUUAAAUUCAUAUGAAUAGACUAGAACUUGAGAAAGGAGCAAAUUACAGCCCCUGAAACUUUUAUUAUUUCAGAACUUUGACUACGAGCUCGUGGAAGGAUGCUCCCGUCAGGAGCUCCGAUUCGAUCCGUCGGAAAUCCAGCAAGUGGCGCCGGUCGACAGGGGAUUCGCGCAGAAGCUGGCCGCCGACGCCAUGUUCAAGAAGGAGCACGAGGCGGGCGAUCGGGAGAAGGCCGCCGGCGAGGAGGGACGGGUCGACAAGCUCGAGUGGAUUCAGGAGCGGAUGAGAGACGACUUCUCCGCAAACUCGUUCCUCAGGGCACAGUUUAGGGUUAGUCGAAUUGUUAUAGAUCGUCAGGACUGGGCAACAAUCCAGUCAUGGCUUUCCGAAGGCUAUGAACCUUUGCUCCAUUUGCAUUCUUCUUGGACUUUGACAGAAGUAUUUGGGUUUAAGGUUCAAGCCGAUCGGAUUGUCUGGUCCCGUGGUCUCAGUCUUGAACCCAAUAUACUUCAAUCGAAGUCCAAAAAGUCGCGAGAAAAUUGAGUUCCCGUCUUUCAGAACGAGAAAAAGUCGCUGAACGAAUCGCGGGUGCGUGACGCGAGUCUCCGCGAGAAGCUCUCGAUAGGAACGACCCGAUUGCUGCCGGAGAGCGAGGAGGAUCGGAAGGUGGCGUCCAUGAUCACACGGUACAAGGACGCGAAGAGUAAGUCAUGAUGGCCUGGCCCCUAGAAAUUCCUCUUCCAACGCAUCAUUUUUGAGGCCAGGACGAUAAACUGGCGUCGAGCCGCGAUCGCAUCGAUUCGCGGCGGAUUUUCGAGAAUCGACGUGGAGGAGAAAUCGUCGAAGCGACGUCAUCUGAAUCGUCUUCUGGUGCAUCUUCUUCUGGAGGCGUGACGCCUUCCGAACGUCUGAAGGCGACAAUCCGGGCGGAACGCGACAAACGGAUCAAUGCCACGUUCGACACGACGACGUCUUCUGGAGCCGCCAACGCGCUGGGCAUUAAACGGAAAUCCACGUUGGGCAUUGUGAUUCGACCCAAAAAAGCGGCAGACAACGUGGAUGACGUAGAAAAAAGUCCGAAAGUUUCGAAGGGUCCAACUCCAUCGGCAGUUUCCCUAAUCGCUGCACAAUACGGAAGUUCGGACGACUCGGAUUAA
Molecule: messenger RNA, 1547 nt
Organism: Caenorhabditis sp. 36 PRJEB53466
Lineage: Eukaryota; Metazoa; Nematoda; Chromadorea; Rhabditida; Rhabditidae
Source: the annotation of a GenBank genome assembly